GCAUCGGUAGCGAAUAGAGGACGCCAUCCAGUGGUGUGCUUGAAUCGCUUAGUUCAGAUUCUGGUUGACGGAGACUGUACACACUAGCGUCAACGGCUAGUAGAACUCGUGACAAUCUUUGGAUAUUUUGAAAACUGCUGAACGUUGGGCACACGUACACCGUGAGAUCAUGUGCUCGUAAGCAAACUGAAUUUUCUACCAUCGGAUGUAGUAGUAUUACUUUACACUGCCAAUUUUCAUUGAACGUCGUUCUGUGAACAAAGUCGACCUUUUUUUAGAGAUUCCCGGCAGCCUUGCAGGCGCAUCAAAAGUUGCUGGACAUUAUUCUAGUUUUUAUUUGAACGAAAUGGAAGUUUCAAUGCAGCAGUUGGUCGUGCUGGCGUAUUCGGGAGGCUUGGAUACAUCUUGCAUCCUCGUGUGGCUCAGGGAGCAGGGCUACUCGGUCAUAGCUUACUUGGCCAACCUUGGGCAAAAUGAAGACUUUGAAGAAGCCAGAGCUAAGGCAGAAAAGCUUGGAGCUGUUGACGUAAUCAUCGAAGACCUGCGACGCGAGCUGGUUGAAGACUUCGCGUUCGUGUCGGUGCAAGGGAACUGCAGGUACGAAGACAAGUAUUUGCUUGGCACGUCCCUCGCUCGUCCCUGCAUCGUCCGGGGACUCGUCAGAGCUGCUCGCAAACAUAAAGCUGGCUUCAUCGCUCACGGCGCCACUGGCAAAGGCAACGACCAAGUCCGCUUCGAGUUCGGCUGCGCUGCACUCAUGCCCAACGCUAAGGUGAUAGCUCCGUGGCGCGACCCUGGGUUUUGCGCACGGUUCCAGGGCCGUCAAGACCUGUUCUCUUACGCGCGUGCAAACGGCAUCCCGCUGCCUGUCACUCCAAAAUCUCCGUGGAGCAUCGACGGCAACAUCAUUCAUGUCAGCUAUGAGUCUGGCAUCUUGGAAGACCCGAACUGUCCGGCGCCAGAAGGGCUCUGUCAGAUGACCGUAGACCCAGAGAAGGCCCCGGACAAACCCCAGCUUCUCACCAUAAAUUUUGAAAAAGGUAUUCCAGUAUCUGUAGUAAUGGAAGACGGGUCGCGAGUGGAGGGAUCACUGGAAGUGUUCACGGCAGUGAACACCGCGGCGGCUGCGCACGGCGUCGGCAGAGUGGACAUGGUCGAGAACAGGUUUCUGGGACUCAAGUCGCGCGGCGUGUACGAGACGCCAGGCUUGACAGCGCUGCACGCUGCGCACGGCGACCUGGAGAGCGUGUGUCUGGACAAGCGCGUGCGGGAUGUCAAAGAGCAUCUCGCGCACGUCCUCGCGCAGCAAAUAUAUAACGGUCUCUGGUACAGUCCCGAGUGUGAGUACACGCGACAAUGCAUCGCUGCGUCGCAGACUCACGUGACUGGCAGCGUCAGGCUCAAGCUCUACAAAGGCAACGUACACGUCGUACAGCGCGUUGGUGCCCCUGGAUGCUCGCUGUACAACACCAGUCUCGUCUCCAUGGACGAACAUGGCGGCUACGACCCGACUGAUGCUAGCGGGUUUAUUGCUGUCCAUGCCCUGCGACUGCGCGAGUACGGCAGCCUUAGAGCUGCUGCUCCUUGAUAAGGCCUGCAUAGGAGCCGUACUAUCAAAAAAUGGAUGAGUUUGUAGCUCCGUCAUUCAAUUGCUGAAUAGUUAAAUAAAUUACUAUAUCGGGUUUCUGGAGCUAUGCCCACCAAUUUACAGAUUAGAAAUCCGGAACUACUUUUACCUGGGCAGAGAUUAACGAAACUUCGCUAAGUAUACGUAACUUUCCGUACUUAC
Messenger RNA from Hyalella azteca, 1789 nucleotides. It is a transcript of the gene Ass, whose product is annotated as argininosuccinate synthase. The transcript is spliced from 10 exons. The coding region runs from base 347 to 1588 and encodes 413 amino acids. The record is from RefSeq and is a predicted model, not a curated record. Gene Ontology annotation, cellular component: cytoplasm. Gene Ontology annotation, molecular function: ATP binding; argininosuccinate synthase activity. Lineage: Eukaryota; Metazoa; Arthropoda; Malacostraca; Amphipoda; Hyalellidae. Gene Ontology annotation, biological process: urea cycle; L-arginine biosynthetic process.